AUGGAUAUGAACCAUUUGAUAGGUCAGCGUUUCAACUUGAUCUCCAAGAGUGAGAUUCGCUAUGUCGGUACCCUUCAUGAGAUCAACCCCGAGGCGUCCACGAUAGCACUCGAGAAUGUGCAGUCCUUCGGCACUGAGGGCCGCCGCAAGAACCCAGCGGAGGAGGUUCCUCCCUCUUCCACUGUCUACGAAUACAUUGUUUUCCGUGGCAGCGAUGUGAGCGACAUCAGCAUCGCCGACGAGGAGACUAAGGAGAACACACAGCAAGAGCCUCCUCGGGUUCCUGAUGACCCUGCUAUCCUUGGUAACAUGUCGCGACCUGGUCCUGUGCCGAAUCCUCCGAUGGGAUCUUCCGCCCCAGGCCUCCCUCCUCAACCAUCCUCACAACCCCCGCAGGGAGCUCAGCAGACGCCUCCCGGAUACCCCCCACAGCAGCCUUUCCCGCAGCAAGGAUUCUACCCACCCUAUGGACAACGCUUCAAUGGGCCCCCACCUCCGUUCCCUCCUGGCCCUGGUGGUCCUGGCGGCUUUCCCGGCAACAUGCCUUAUGGCGCUCCUCCUCCAGGCUGGUUCCCUCCUCCUGGCCAUGGCUUCCCUCCCGGAGGACCUGGCCAGUUCCCUCCCCAGAUGCCCCAUGGUACACCUGGACAACCACCUCAGCAGCGCCCAGGUCCUCCCGGUGUGCCCACUCCUCAGACUACGUCCGAGCUGCCCGGUGGAGACCAGAAGCCCACCAGCCGCAAUGCGACCCCCGCCGCUCAAAAUGCGCCCACUCCACCCGUUGAGUCUAAGCCUACUGUAGCGGAGGCCGUGCACGGAUCCGGACCUGCUGCCGCAGCUCAGAAGAGCGGCCGCGUUAUGCCAGCUAUCCCAAUGGCUGCGCCACGACCUGUCGCUCCUCCCCACAGUGUUGCUCCAGUCGAUGCCACCGCUGCAGCCUCUCAGGCCGUUGCGGCAGCGAUGGCCAAGCUGCCUCAGCCCGGUGCUCAGAAGAAGCCCGGCCAGGAUGCCUCGGUUGACGCUCUUUCUCGCAAGAUGAACGAUAUGCAACCCUACGGUGGUCCUCGUGCUCCUCGCGGUGGUCACCAACAGCACCAGCAGCACCCGCAUCACCCUCACCACCCCCAGCAUCAGCAUCAGCAGCACCCUCGUGGCGGUCGUGGCGGCGUUCGCGCUCCAUCCAAGAAGAUCGAAGUUCCCGAGUCCGACUAUGACUUUGCGACUGCCAAUGCCAAGUUCAACAAGCAGGAUCUGAUCAAGGAGGCUAUUGCCACCGGGUCCCCUGCCGCUGACGCCGAGUCCCACGAUGUUGCCCACCAGCCCGAGGCUGAGGUCAAUGAUCCUGCAGCCGCAACUUCCCACAACCUUUACAAUCGCUCUGCCUCUUUCUUCGACAACAUCUCCAGUGAGGCUCGUGACCGCGAGGAGAACACCAACCGCGUUGGCGGCCGUGAAUGGCGCGGUGAGGAGGAGAAGCGCAACAUUGAAACCUUUGGCCAAGGUAGCGUUGACGGCUAUCGUGGCCGUGGACGUGGCGGCUAUGGUCGUGGUGGACGCGGUGGCCGUGGCUAUGGAGGUCGCGGUCGCGGCUUCAACAACAACCGUGGCUAUGGUGGCCGUGGUGGUUCUCGCGGCGGUCGUCCUCCUUCGCAAUCCACCGGCGUGCCCUCGCAGGUUUAA
Messenger RNA from Penicillium subrubescens, 1680 nucleotides. RefSeq lists its product as uncharacterized. Gene Ontology annotation, cellular component: P-body. Gene Ontology annotation, molecular function: mRNA binding. The transcript is spliced from 4 exons. The coding region runs from base 1 to 1680 and encodes 559 amino acids. Lineage: Eukaryota; Fungi; Ascomycota; Eurotiomycetes; Eurotiales; Aspergillaceae. The record is from RefSeq and is a predicted model, not a curated record. Gene Ontology annotation, biological process: P-body assembly; cytoplasmic stress granule assembly.